Molecule: messenger RNA, 1287 nt
Organism: Peronospora belbahrii
Lineage: Eukaryota; Oomycota; Peronosporomycetes; Peronosporales; Peronosporaceae
Source: the annotation of a GenBank genome assembly
AUGCCCUCGUUGAUGAACAGCCAUCAAGUUGCAGCAUUUCUUGCUCGUCUCGGAUUCACUGGCAGAGCUCACGUGGUCGGUAUUGACUUGGGCACGACAUAUUCCGUUGUAGCCAUUGCUCACAAGAAUAACGUGACUGCAAUUGCAGACAGUGAGGGUCAUAUCUUAGUCCCAUCGACCGUUGCAUAUCUGUCCCAUGGAGAAAUACUAAUCGGUCGGAACGCACGAGCGCAUCGUAUUAAAGACCCACAACAUACUAUUAUCAAUGCUAAACGCUUUAUCGGUCGAAGGUAUGAAGAGGUUGUGAGCUCGAUGGUUGACUCCGAUGGUGUGACGCCGUAUGAAUUCCGUGUCAAAGCGCUUCCAGAUGAUGAUAAUGAUGAUGGAGUAUGCUUUCGAGUGGACGUCGACGGUCAACCUGAUUGCGUGACUCCAGUCGAAGUUGGUAGUGCAAUUGUACGCCAUCUCCGCUAUCUGGCACAUCGCUUUAUUGGUCACGAUCAGAUUACGAAAGCAGUAAUUGCAGUACCAGUGGACUUUAACGCGAGACAACGGGAUGCGACAGUGGCGGCAUUUCGGUUGGCUGGAUUGCAGGUGUCGCGUAUGCUGGAAGAACCGACAGCUGCAGCAAUUGCUUAUGGGCUACAUCAGGAUCCAAAUGUGAGUUUCUUGCUAGUGUUUGAUUUUGGAGGAGGCACACUGGACGUGUCACUGCUUUUUGCACGAAAUGGAGCGAUCAAUGUGCUUGACACACUGGGAGAUAACCAUUUGGGGGGUGAGGAUGUGGAUGCACGUCUCGCCGCUUGGUUGGUAAAGCAAUUCGAAGCACAGCUUGGAACUGCGAUCACGUCGCGUGGAACCGAGACAGAGAGCUAUGACAACGAUAAAAAGGACCCGCCGUGUACACUGGCUGGAGUACGCUAUGCUGCCGAGCUCGUAAAAAGGCAACUUACCGAUGCUUCCGAUGCUGUCGCCUCCUGCGUAUGGACAGAACCUUUGCAAUUGCAGGCAAACAGCCGUAUCCGAGCUGAAGUGAAAAUCACACGAGCACAAUUUGAGGAUCUUUGUAGACCAUUGUUGGAGCGCACGAUGAUUCCAGUGCGUCAAGUACUAGAAACCAACAACAUGGCAACUGAAGAGAUCGAUGCCGUAGUGCUUGUAGGGGGCUCCUCGCGUAUUCCGUGGGUGCGUAAGCGUCUUACUGACAUGUUCCACGGUCGCGCGCCACUCUCAGACAUCGAUCCAGAUCUUGCGGUGGCAUUUGGAGCAGCACGCACGCUGGAUUAA